Molecule: messenger RNA, 1015 nt
Organism: Durotheca rogersii
Lineage: Eukaryota; Fungi; Ascomycota; Sordariomycetes; Xylariales; Xylariaceae
Product: U6 snRNA-associated Sm-like protein LSm2
Exons: 4
Coding region: 263-559 (98 amino acids)
Biological process (GO): mRNA splicing, via spliceosome
Cellular component (GO): P-body; U4/U6 x U5 tri-snRNP complex; Lsm1-7-Pat1 complex
Molecular function (GO): RNA binding
Source: RefSeq, a predicted model, not a curated record
UCUCCCUCCAUCAUCCUGUCCCAUCCUGCCUUGGCCUAACCUCUCUCACCUUUGCCCUGCCUUGCCAUACCCAUACAGCUAAGCGGAAGACGACAUCACAGCGAAUCCCGAGCACCGCAUUCCAUCCCUCCUCCGGCCACCUCAAACGCCUGUCUGCCUGUCCACUUACCUCUGGAUACCGUGCUGGAAUUUUCUGGCACGCGAGAACCCGACCGAUCAACCCAAACCCGACGUUUCGCCAUCUUUUUGUUCUCUCCUCAAGAUGCUGUUUUUUAGUUUCUUCAAAACGCUCAUCGACCACGAGGUGACGGUCGAGCUUAAGAAUGACAUUCAGAUUCGUGGCACGCUCAAGAGCGUCGACCAGUACCUCAACAUCAAGCUUGACGACAUCCAAGUCGUUGAGGAGGUCAAGUAUCCGCAUCUUAGCUCUGUUAAAAAUGUAUUCAUCCGCGGGUCCGUAGUCAGAUACGUCCAUCUGCCUGCCAACGCUGUGGACGUCCCGCUGUUGGAGGAUGCUACAAGGAGAGAAGCCGCACAGCAAGCUGGCAAGGGCAAAUGAGCGGGCAUGCGAUCAAUGCCGGCGGCGCCCCAGCGAGGAGGGCAAGGCACCCGCGGCAGCGGAGGGGUAUGUGCGCUUCUACGAAUAGCCGCGGUACGGUGUCGUGCGCGUGUGCGCGCGUGCGCACGAUGUAUGUGUAUAAUAUGAAUACGGACAAGCCGCUCCGGCAGAGUGAUCCGCCACUAGAUAACACAAUCGAGCGAGCAGCGGAAAGGGGGCGGGCGAUGAGCAUCUUGCGCACGCACAUCUGUACGGCUAGCUGCGCACUAGAAACGGAGGGGCGCUGGGACCUGGCAAAUUGCCACGCGUUCUAUCUACGUAGGAGCGCGCCGGGGCGGAAGAGCUCGGUGAAUGGAUAUACCUCGGCAGUAGAGAGAGAGAGAGAGAAAGAGAGAGAGAGAAACGCGGAGGAGUAAACGGUGAAUAGGAAGAAGAAAGGAGAGUCUGGCUGACGAU